This is a messenger RNA of Zophobas morio, 3048 nucleotides long. Its product is annotated as fas-binding factor 1-like. The coding region runs from base 189 to 2981 and encodes 930 amino acids. NCBI's taxonomy places the organism in Eukaryota, Metazoa, Arthropoda, Insecta, Coleoptera, Tenebrionidae. Gene Ontology annotation, biological process: cilium assembly; establishment of epithelial cell polarity. The record is from RefSeq and is a predicted model, not a curated record. The transcript is spliced from 6 exons. Gene Ontology annotation, cellular component: ciliary basal body; ciliary transition fiber; centriole.
UAAUGUUUGUUGUAAUUUUUUGGUUAAUACCUCGUUGUUGGUAAAUAUAUUCAACGGUUUCCAUGGUACACGUCGGUAUCCAUUUGUUUACCAUCAAACAUCAGUCAAUCAAUAACGAAAUACAAUACAAACAAACGAAGCGUGUUCUCAUUUUCUGAAUCCACUAAUAUUGAAAAAAAGAUAAUAAAAUGGACUUCGGAGACGAUCCUCUCGGUGACCUUUCCGAUGGAAGCAACGACAGCUUUUUCGAUGAACCCAAACGCAGCGGUAAGCGAGCAAGUCUGACCAAAACACCGGAAAAGAAGAAAUCGGUCACUGAUAUCUUCAACCUUCCCGAAAAGUCAACUGAAAGUGCCCAACCACCAAAACGAUCAGACGACUGGCUGGGUUUAGACACCAAAGAAACCAAAUCUCCAUCUCGUACUCAAAAACUAACGAAAAAAAUCAGCUUCGAAGACGAUGACGAUCUUUUGGGAAAUUUGGGUUUUAGCAAACGACCAGCAAGCCGGACUGAAGUGUCCACGGAAGAAAACAAACCAGCGAAAAAAAUGGACUUGUUUGAAAGCAUCUUGGGACCACCCAAAAAUGAAGAAUUGGACAAAAAAACGAGCUUUGAAGACAUUCUUAAAGAAAGUAAAGCGAAAAGUGGAUCUAAAAGUGAAGACGCUGCUAAGAAAUCACCUUUUGAUGAUAUUUUCAAAGAUAGUAAAGCCAAAGGUCCUAGCGCUUCUGCUUCGUCAACGCCAAAACCAAGCCUUGGUGUGACAGAUUCGUUACAGUUUAGUGACGGCCCGCGGGAAGGUCGAAGAGGAAGAAGAACUUCAGCAACUCUGAUGGAUCCUCUGGGUCUUUUUAGUAAUGAGGCAAAACAAGAAGAUUCAGCUACUGUUAAAGAAAAACCCUCCGCGACUGCCAUGAAUGAAACUUUUUCAACUAAAGCUGUUCAUUCUAAGAGCACCCCCAACAUCUCUAAUCAAGAACUUCCUGACUGGUUGGGUGGAACACCUAUAAAACACAGCAAGUCUGAGAACGUAUUAAACAAACAUAGUGAAGAAUCUAAACCAGCACCUGAACCUGUCCAAGUGGUUAGACAAGAGUCAGUUCAAAGUCUCAAACCAGCUGAUACUAGUAAUCUCGAAAAUGAAGAAAGUCAAGUUGCUUUAAAUUCUAUUCUCACUCAACAGAAACUCGCUCAUUCCCACAUGGAGUAUCAAAACACCGCAAUCGCGAUGCAGCAACAAGAAACACAACUAUUAAUGGCCCUCCAGUUGAAGAAAUAUGAAGAAAAUUUAUCUGAAAUACAGUUUAAACAACAAGAAGUGUUAAUGAAGCAAGAACAACAAUUUAACAUCCUGUUGGAAAGACAGUUUGCCAAACAACAAAUAAUGGAAAAUAACAUGCGUCUUCAACAAGAACGUAUCAAUAAUCAUAUUCAGAUGUUAAUCGCACAACCACCUAUUACAAAAAAUUCAAGCCAGGAAGAAGUGAACGAACUGAAGAAGACAGCUAGUGAAGAAAGUGUGAAGUUAUACGAGAAUAUAAUAAGCUCAUUGAAACAGAGACAACAUGAGGAGAUUUUUUUAUUAGAAGAAUCUUACAAGAAACAAAUUUCUCUAUUGGAACAAAGUCUGGAAUCUGUGGAAAAACGACUGAAAACGGACGUCGAAAAAGUAUCUGAAGCGUUUGAAGAAAAAAUGAAACUUCUGCAACAGCAAAACAAAGACGAAAUUGGCAAAUACAAGCAAAAAUUACAAGAUGUGGAAUCGCAGCAUUUCGAAGAAAUCAAACAAAUAAGGGACAACUCCUCAAGGAUUAUUGAAGAAAUUAAAUACGAGCACUCAACUCUCCUUGAAAAUAUAAAAGAUGCUAAGAAAUCUGAAUCAACCUUGUUUCAAGAAACGGGUUCCUAUAUUCAGAAACUAGACAGCAAUAUUGAAGUUUUGUAUGCUAACAGUAAGAAUCUAGUGGAGUUGAAAGACCAUAUUGAGAAGGAUUAUGGGGUAUUGUCAAAGGCAAGAGAAGAGACUUUAAAAGCUAAGGAACAAGAAAUAAUACUAAUGAGAGCUACUUUAGAAAAGUGUCGAGAGGCUGCAGAAAAGGAAAGAGCUGAACUUCUAAGUUUGGUCAGAACCUUAGAAACCAAGAUUGCUGAGCAGAAUCAGAACACCCGUGAAGAAAGAUGGGCUUUUCAGCAAGCAGCUAGUACUUUAGCUGCAAGAUCAGCUGCUAUGGACCGAGAAUCAGAAUUUAGUAGGGCGGCCCUUGAAAGAGAAAGGGAGCAGUUGAAAACCCUGAAGGAAUCAAUUUUAGCAGAACAAGAAAAAAUGUUCUUACAAUUAACAGAAGAAAAAUUACAACUCUCAGCUGAAAAAUCGCGUCUGGAAACCUCCAGCAAACUCAUGAUGAAUUACGAUUCACAAAAAGCGAAAUCCGAAAUCGACGCAGCAAUUCAAAUAGCAAAAGAAGCUGCAGAAAUGACCGACAAAGAAAGAGAGAGUCUUCAUCGCGAAAAAUGCGAAGUGGAAAAACUGAAACGAACUCUGCGAGAUCAUGAGCGAAAAUUAAGCUUGAGAGAAAGUGAACUAGACAGCUUAAUGCGGGACGCCGAACAAAAGAAAAGUGAGGGCGAAAAAGCGAUUUUUGAAUCAAAAACUAUUGAAAGCAAAUACAAUGAAAGGUUGAGGGAUUUGCAGAACCAGCUUGUGACGCUAUCUAACAGAGAGAAGAAACUAGCCGAGGAAAAAAUUGCGCUUUCUAAAGAACGUCUGGCGUUGAAUACGAUGGUUCGUCAGAAUAAGAAGUGCAGUCUUUGUAAUGCCGACCCUCAAAAACUCGAGGAAACUAAAUUUAAUAUUAAUUCGGUGAAUUUGAUUACGCCGUACUUUUCCAGGUUUGAUAACGUUGAUGAUGACAUUAUGCGUUUACGUUUAGAGGCAGUUGAGGAGUCUUCGUUAAAUGUUGAAGAAAAUGUGCCAAUGUAACAUGAUACAAUCAAGAAUUCAGUGUUUUUAAAAUUUUAAUGUAUUGGUUUGUACUUUUAUAAAAAAA